UCAAAACAAAGUUGUGUGUUGUGUUGUGUUGUCAACCUGUUAAACAAAGUUCAAAAUUAUUUUCAAAACUUUUUCUACAUUUUUUGUAAAUUUAUAUUAAUCGCAAAUGAAAUAAAAUCAUAAUGUUGUGUUUUGUAUAAAUAUUUAUAUAAAUAUAAAUUAAACAUAGAAAUGAAUUCGACAAAUAAAAUACCCCAGGGAAAUACUUCAACGCCAAAACGACGACGGCUCGGCACCGGUCAUAUUUUACGACGGAAUAACAAGAAAAAUACAGGGAAUGGUAGUCCGGUGCAUCCUCAGAUAACUGCUGCAAUAGAUAGUUCCCCAGGAAGGUGUGAAUCACCGCCGUUGCCGUGCAAUCAAGUGGAAUAUUUGUGCGAGUCUUCUCACAAUAACUCUAGUGUUCCAUGCUCUCCUGGUCCUGGUGGUCCUGGUAUACAGAGUGCUGCAGUUAAAGAUGUACAUAACUGGGAAUCAUUAACAGUCUCUCUUCUUGAUGAUAAAGAAUUUAAUAAAAAUAACGAAUCAAUUAAUGAAAUCAAUUUAUCAGGGGAUUUGUUUACAUCUAAAUUAGAUCAAGAAUCUACUCAGAACAAUUGUGUAGAUCGUGUCCAGGAUCAACAGAAUCAUGUAGAUGAUUGCAUAUUAACAUCAAGAUGUGAGAACAAUUUUAGGGAAGAGAUUGAAAAGAGUUUCAAUAUUGUAAAUCAGUCUAUAUGUGAAACUGAUAGAGUUGAUAAGAGUUUCUUGUUUGAAACUAAAGAUUCCUUUUUACUGGAUAUUAGAGAAAGUGGUGUGAUACCUGAUAAUAAAGUAAACUGUUUCAAUGAAUUCCCUAAACUGAAACCUGAACACAAUCACAAUAAUGUUAAUAAUAGUUUUUAUGGAUUGCCAAUCAUCACAAAGAGUUUAUUUAAAACUUUUAGGAAUAUUGAGAAAUUUUAUGAUUGGCAAGAGGAAUGUCUAAACAUGGAUGCAAUCAAAGAGAGACGUAACCUGAUCUAUGCCUUGCCCACCAGCGGUGGCAAGACAUUAGUGGCAGAGGUGCUGAUGCUCCGCGAAGUGCUCAAUAGGAAGCGCAAUGCACUGUUCAUAUUGCCAUUUGUAGCUAUUGUUCAAGAAAAAAUCUGGUCGCUUUCUCCGUUUGCUGUGAACUUAGAUUUCUUAGUGGAAGAGUAUGCGGGUGGCAAAGGUCAUUUGCCACCUAAAAAACGACGGAAAAGAAAUAGUAUCUAUGUAGCAACUAUUGAGAAAGGUCUAGCUUUGAUUAGAAGCCUCAUUGAGCUGGACCGACUGCAGGAGAUCGGUCUUAUUGUAGUGGAUGAGCUGCACCUUAUCGGAGAACCAGGUCGUGGUGGUACUUUGGAGAUUCUGUUAUCCACUGUACUUUUUGCUAACCCGGACAUACAAAUAGUCGGUAUGAGCGCGACCAUCGGCAACCUGCCGGAGAUGGCCAAGUUCCUGCGCGCGGAUGUGUUUGAGCGCCAGUUCCGGCCCGUGGAGCUCGCCGAGUACGUGAAGCUGGGCGACACGCUGUACAGGCUGCAGUGGCGCGGCGGUCCGGAUGGCGGCUGCGACCUCGUGCCCGAAAGGGUGUUGGCCUACGACUAUUCACCGGCGGCAACGAGCCUGGAUCCGGACUGGCUUGGCGGGCUGGUCUCCGAAGUGGUACCCCACUCCUCGUGCCUCGUGUUUUGCCCCACCAAGCGCAAUUGCGAGAACGUUGCUGCUUUACUUUGCAAGUUGCAGAGGAAGGAGAUGUUGUCGCACCGCGCGGCGGAGCGGGCGGCGCUGGCGCGCGCGCUGGCGGGCGAGGGCAGCGAGCACACGCUGCGCGCCGCCGUGCGCGCCGGGCUCGCCUGGCACCACGCCGGGCUCGCCGCCGACGAGCGCGCGCUGCUCGAGCAGGCCUUCAGGUGCCGGCCCGCGAGCCUUGUUCUCUGUCGCUGUAGACGCUGGCGGGCGAGGGCAGCGAGCACACGCUGCGCGCCGCCGUGCGCGCCGGGCUCGCCUGGCACCACGCCGGGCUCGCCGCCGACGAGCGCGCGCUGCUCGAGCAGGCCUUCAGGUGCCGGCCCGCGAGCCUUGUUCUCUGUCGCUGUAGCAACGCUGGCGGGCGAGGGCAGCGAGCACACGCUGCGCGCCGCCGUGCGCGCCGGGCUCGCCUGGCACCACGCCGGGCUCGCCGCCGACGAGCGCGCGCUGCUCGAGCAGGCCUUCAGGUGCCGGCCCGCGAGCCUUGUUCUCUGUCGCUGUAGCAACGCUGGCGGGCGAGGGCAGCGAGCACACGCGCGCGCCGCCGUGCGCGCCGGGCUCGCCUCAGGCAGAAGUAAAAAGAGAAGCUGCGCGCCGCCGUUUAUGAGUUUAGAAAAAUUGCGCGCCGCCGUGCGCGCCGGGCUCGCCUGGCACCACGCCGGGCUCGCCGCCGACGAGCGCGCGCUCAUGAAUAAUACAAGGCGGCCGCGUGCGCGCCGGGCUCGCCUGGCACCACGCCGGGCUCGCCGCCGACGAGCGCGCGCUGGGCGGCCCGCGAGUGUCGCUGUAGCAACGCUGGCGGUGCGAGCACACGCUGCGCGCCGCCGUGCGCGCCGCACGUCGACGCUGGCGGCGGACGAGCGCGCGCUGCUCGAGCAGGCCUUCAGGUGCCGCGCGCCGUUCUCUGUCGCUGCGCGCGCGAGGGCAGCGUGCGCGCCGCGCGCCGGGCUCGCCUGGCACCACGCCGGGCUCGCCGCCGACGAGCGCGCGCUGCCUACCGCCAGAUGCCGGCCCGCGAGCCUUGUUCUCUGUCGCUGCGACAAAAUUAUGACUAUCAUGAAUAAUACAAGGGGGCGGGGUGACACGGUGCACAGCGGGCGCGAGUGGCACGUCGACGCUGGCGGCGGCGUGCUGGCGCGCGCCGUUCGUCGGCGCGCGCCGCGCGCCGCCUACCGCCAGCUGGGCGCGCCGGCGCCACGGCGCGGCGGGCGAUCGGCGGACUGCGCGGCGGGCGCGGCGGGCGCGGCGGGCGCGGCGGGCGCGGCGGGCGCGGCGGGCGCGCGCGCGCUGCUGCUGGGCGGCGCCGCGCUGCGUGCUGCAGCCACGCGCGGCUGCCUGCUGAGCCUGCUGCGCUGCACGCUGCUCGCCCAGCACGCAGAUGUGGAUUUGGAGGCGUUAUGCGACGAGUCCCUGUCUGAACUGGUGAAGAGUGGCGCAUUGGAACAGCGCGGGGACACUUUCGUCGUCAGCUCGCUCGGAGACGCUGCCAUCAAAGGUGGUUUAAGUUUAGAAUCAGCGAAACAGUUACUGGAAGAUCUGGAUACUGCGUCUAAAAGCGUCGUCCUAAUGGGCAGUCUACACCUGCUGUACUUAGUGACGCCGCAUGACCACGCGGGGAUCAAGCCCGACUAUAGACACUAUUAUUCAUUGAGUUAUGGGUGCAGUGCUUCUGACUCGACUAGCGAAAGUGUUGGGUAUCGAACUGAAAUGAACGCGAUUCGAAUGAUGACCGGCAAGCCGAUUACAAGUGUGUCGGAGAGAGUGCUGUGUCGUUUCUACCUCGCGCUGAUGCUGCACGACCUGUGGAAACAGGUUCCGUUCCAUGUUGUGGCUGAAAAAUACAUGGUGCCGCGCGGCAGCGUGCAGGCGGUGGUGAGCUCGGCGACAGCGCUGGCGUCGAGCGCGGCGCGCGUGUGCGCAGCGCUGCAGCGGCUGUGGGCGUGGGCCGCGCUGCUGGCGGAGCUGGCGCCGCGCCUGCAGCACUGCGCCGCGCCCGACCUGCAGCGGCUGCUGGAACUGCCCGCCGUCAAGAAGGCUCGAGCUUUACAAUUGAUGCGGGCGGGUUAUAAAAGAAUAGAAGAUAUAGCGAAGGCGUCUGCCGACGAUCUCGUCUCGUCCGUAGCGCAUCUCUCCAGGACGGCGGCGAACCAUCUCAUCAGUGCUGCCAGGAUGAUGCUAAUAGAAAAAGUGGAGAAUCUUCGCGCCGAAGCAGAAGACGUUAUGGAGGACCUCAAAUUGUAAUCCAAUUUUUGCAAAAUCUAGAAACACGAAAAUGACUCGAUGUAUCUAAGCCCCUGUACAUUUAGUGUCGAACAGUUUUAAAUCAAUUGUUUGUUUUAAGUGCAUUGUGUGUGUAUGAACUUUCUGUUUUUUCUAAAUUUUCUUCUAGGAAGUCUAAUAUUAUUAAUUUACCAGGGGGAGACUUUGUACAAAAGUCGAUUGCUUGGGUAACUCUGUCCCAUUCGUGUUUCAACCGUGAAGCAGUUGUGUUUGCAUGGCCGUGUUUCGGUUUGAAGGGUGGGAUAUGGCGUGAAUUUACUGGGUAUAGAGGAAUAACACCUGAGUCCUCAGGAAUGGCAACGCAUGGGGGUAUCAUGGGCGAAAUAGUAUACUCUGUUAUGUCCAUAUAUAUAUAUAAUAAUAAUAAUAUGUAAAUAAGCGCCCUGUGGGUUAGGUUUAAAGUUAAAUGUACCUUAGUAUCUAAUAGAAAAAUGUGAUACCUAUUUAUAUUAUAUAUGUAUUAUUUAUGUAUUUAUUU
Molecule: messenger RNA, 4513 nt
Organism: Galleria mellonella (greater wax moth)
Lineage: Eukaryota; Metazoa; Arthropoda; Insecta; Lepidoptera; Pyralidae
Gene: mus301
Product: helicase POLQ-like
Exons: 16
Coding region: 172-3996 (1274 amino acids)
Molecular function (GO): ATP binding; nucleic acid binding
Source: RefSeq, a predicted model, not a curated record